AUGCCCAAAGAAAAAAGAAACAGUUAUUCUGUCACUUUCAAACUUGAUGUUAUCAAAUAUACCAAAACAACUAACAACAUUAAAGCAGCACGUCAAUAUAAUAUUAAUCAUAUGAUGGUUUUACGAAUCGCUGUAUUGCCUACUACUGUGAAAUUUAAAAUGCAAAGUUUACUUGCAACUGAUUUUAUUCAACAUUAUUCAAAUGCAUUUGAAACUUUUAAGCCUUUUAUAACUG
Molecule: messenger RNA, 235 nt
Organism: Racocetra fulgida
Lineage: Eukaryota; Fungi; Glomeromycota; Glomeromycetes; Diversisporales; Gigasporaceae
Source: the annotation of a GenBank genome assembly